Molecule: messenger RNA, 3874 nt
Organism: Dicentrarchus labrax (European seabass)
Lineage: Eukaryota; Metazoa; Chordata; Actinopteri; Moronidae
Product: splicing factor U2AF 65 kDa subunit-like
Exons: 11
Coding region: 120-1520 (466 amino acids)
Biological process (GO): mRNA processing
Cellular component (GO): nuclear speck; commitment complex; U2-type prespliceosome
Molecular function (GO): poly-pyrimidine tract binding; pre-mRNA 3'-splice site binding
Source: RefSeq, a predicted model, not a curated record
CCGGUGAGGUUUCGGUGGGUUUUUUCUUGCUGCACUGACACAGCGGGCUGGUUGGUUUAUCGUUCCCCUCAGACGUGACAGACCUGCGUUAUUUUUACACACCGAAAUUACCGGUAAAAAUGUCGGAUUUCGAGGAAUUUGAGAAACAACUGAGCGAGAAUCGACAAGAGAGAGAACGAGAGAGACACAAGAAGAGGAGUCGCAGUGGUUCUCCGGGUCGAGGCGAUAAACAUCGCAGCUGGAGCAAAGACCGAGGGAGCCGCAGCCGGGAGAAGAGAAGCCGCAGCCGAGACCGGAAGAGCCGGGACCGCCGGAGCUCCUCCCGGGACCACAAGAAGCACAGUCACUCUCCGAGGCGAACGAGGAAGAAAAGGACGUGCAAAUACUGGGACGUUCCUCCUCCGGGCUUUGAACACAUCACACCAAUGCAAUAUAAAGCUAUGCAAGCGGCCGGGCAGAUACCAACAAUAGCUCUGCUGGCGACGUCCACCACCACCGGAGUGGCUGCGGCUCCGACACAAGUGCCCAUAGUUGGCAGUCAGAUGACGAGACAAGCCCGACGCCUCUAUGUUGGGAAUAUUCCCUUCGGAGUGACUGAGGAGUCCAUGGCGGAGUUCUUCAACGCUCAGAUGAGACUCGCAGGUCUUUCACAAGCCCCGAGCAACCCUGUACUCGCCGUGCAGAUCAAUCAGGAUAAAAACUUUGCUUUCCUCGAGUUUCGGUCUGUGGACGAGACGACGCAGGCCAUGGCCUUCGAUGGAAUCAUUUUCCAGGGUCAAUCGCUGAAGAUUAGAAGACCUCACGACUAUCGGCCUUUACCCGGAAUCUCGGAGCAGCCCGCCUUCCACGUCCCGGGCGUCGUCUCCACAGUCGUUCCCGAUUCCCCCCACAAACUGUUUAUAGGAGGGCUGCCCAACUACCUUAACGAUGACCAGGUAAAGGAGCUCUUGACGUCAUUCGGGCCCCUCAAAGCGUUCAACCUAGUGAAGGACAGUGCCACGUCACUGUCGAAAGGUUACGCCUUUUGCGAAUAUGUCGACGUCAGCGCCACCGAUCAGGCAGUCGCUGGGCUCAAUGGGAUGCAACUGGGCGACAAAAAGCUGAUAGUCCAAAGGGCGAGCGUGGGAGCUAAAAACGCCAAUCCUACCUCCAUCAUAGAGACCCCGGUGACGCUGCAGGUCCCCGGGCUCCAGAGGCUGCAGAACUCCGGCAUGCCCACAGAGGUGCUGUGCCUUCUCAACAUGGUGAUGCCCGAGGAACUGGUGGACGACGAGGACUACGAGGAGAUCCUGGAGGACAUCCGCGAGGAGUGCUGCAAGUACGGCAGCGUCCGCUCCAUCGAGAUCCCCCGACCCGUCGACGGCGUGGAGGUCCCCGGCUGCGGAAAGAUCUUUGUGGAGUACGUUUCUGCUGCAGACUGUCAGAAAGCCAUGCAAGCUCUCACCGGCCGCAAGUUCGCCAACAGGGUGGUGGUCACCAAAUACUACGAUCCAGACAUGUAUCACAGACACGAGUUCUGAAAGCACAUCCUCCUUCUUUUCUGUUUUCUUUACUCCUCUGAAUGUCGUGAACGUGUCCUUAGAGACUAGACCUGGAAGAGACUUGUUUUACUACAUCUUCUACUUAAACUGGACUGCAGUGUGUGUUUUCUUCAGUACUGAAUAAUAUCUAACUCCCAGCUUUUAGCCUAAUACUCACACAGUGAACUUAUCUCAUUCUGAAUUUUAAAAGAAAUGCAGUAGUAUUACAUUUGUAGUAGAAUGAAUGUGACAUAUAUCUUAUCCUAAAAACCCUGAACUAAUACUGCCUGACAUUGCCAGAGUAGCUGUCUAUCAAGUAUGCACUAAAAAAAACAACAGUCAAAUGUUUAGAUUUCCCUCCUGAGCACAAACAUUUAUUUCUGUUUUAUCUUUUGUGGCUAUGAGAGAAAAAAAAAACAACCUUUUUAUUUAUUUAUUUAUUUUUCCAAAGUAAUAUUUUCCUCUACACGUCUCAUAUAUUAUCCUUAAACUUAUACUAUUAGCUGCUUACACAGACCGAACCUUUCCUCGGCCUUCAAAGCUCACUUUGUAAAUAUUAAAUAAACGUCUAAAGAUGCGAGAUGUACGACAUUGGCCGUCACACUGGAAGCUACUACUUGAAACGCACAUUUUAUUGUGUAUCGGUCGAAACAUAUUAAACAAACUUUUUCGGAGCGUUCGUUGACCGUUUUUUAAACCCCCCCCCCCACACACACACAAAACAGCGUGCGUCCAAUGGUAGCUUAGCAACCGUAACUAGGGCUGUAGUAAGAGCAAUACGUGUAAAUAGGUUGGUCGUAUUCGCCGCCGUACGAAGUCCAUUUAUUUAGGUGGGGAAGCUAACAUCAAAAGCUCAAGAAAGCGGCGUUAUAAAUGUGGAUUUUCCCGAUUUAUCGAGACGUCUGUCAGCGUUUUGUUCUUCAGUCGUGGAAAACGUUUUAAAUUCGCAGUUAAUUUUCUUAAAGCUGCCAAAUAUUUGAAAUCUACACAUUUGAUUUCUCGCCAUCAGAAGUUAAUUUAGUGAUUAAAAUGACCAAACCAUGUGAUUGUGUCGGCGCUUUGCGAGGUGGGACGCACUCUGCAUACUGGAGAUAUUUUCCGAAUCAGCGCGACAUCCGUAAAGCUAGUCCUGGAUGCUAACGAGCUAACAUUAGUAGCUCAGUGUGCCAAAUACAUCGGUUAGCCCUUUCCCUAAAAGUGUGUAAGUUAAGCAGCCAGAAGGGUUAAAAUAAUUCUCUGAUUUCACAUUUUUACUUAUCAUACUUGUAAUUCUUUGGCUAACUCAGCUAACGUUAGCUCUAAACCGCAGUACAACGUCAACACUAGCCUUUUAGCACCUGUUAGCUUUAGCCUAAAUAUUUUAGCACAAUUUCAUGUAUGUAGCCAUUAACUGCACAUUAAAGACCACUUUUACCAGAUUUAUUCACUUUAAAAAAAGUUGGAGUCGUUCAUAAAAAGUCGGAGACGCCAAACGAGUAUGGUUAACGUUAGCCUAAUGAGCUAGCUAGCUACAGCUACUAAAACCCGGGUUCAGCCAUUGUUCUUAAUCCCAAACUUUAAUAGUGUGAAAUAUACAUGGUCAAAGGACAAAUAGCAGUGUAUAUUUUCAGAAAUGAGGCCGUCAGGGGGCGUUAGGGUUUUGUUUCCGUCCAACAGGAUAUUUUUCGGGGCUUCAAAAGUCCCCAAAAAUCUGCCAGCAACACUUAUUUCAGCUUAUAAAGUCGUCACCGGCUACAAAUAAGCUGCUUUUGUCUUCCUCGGUCUUCAGUCAAAAGCCUGUUGUUUAAAUUGUUUAAUAAAAAGAAGCUAAAAUGUAAACUGUGCUUAGCAACAGUAACCAAGGGGGCGGGGCUUAACAAACAGUCACCAGCAAUAAGAACCAAUCAAAUCUGUCUCCACGGUCUCCUUUUCAAAAUAAAAGCUGAUAUGCACAUGUUAAGAAAAGCACCUUUACGUUUGUAGAUAGUAAAACUGAAUGAAUUAUUAUUAUUAUUAUUAUUUUUAAGCUUUGUUCUCUGUGUGAUGUUUUUUUUUUUGUUUUGUUUUUUGCAAGAAAAUGUACGAACUUAAAAACAUUAAUUUAUUACAAAAUAAGUUUGAUCUGCUUGAAAAGUACGAAAAGUGUCCAGACUCAUUUAGUCCGACGUUUCGGACGUCCGCACACUAACAAUAUGUUCCCUUUCAAAGUACAUAAAACUGUAUUUUAGUGUAAUAGUUGGAACAUAUCAACUGAUUAAUUAACAGCCGCUGUAUUUUAUACGUUUUUUGGAUGGCCAGACAUUUAAAAGAAACAGUUUUAGUUUGUACAAUCCCUGCCACUGCCAUCGCCUUGAAUAAAUGCUUGCAUCCACUCA